UUUGCUGCGUUCCAAAUCGAGGGGCUUUCUGCUCUGUGAAACAAACACAACUCUCGAACCUUCUAAGUUCUCUUCCUCUUGCUUCCUUCUGGUUCAAGAUCUCAUUGCAAUGGAUGCUACAAAGACCAGCGUUGCUGUGUUGGCAUGUACGGAUGAAGCAGUUCUUCCUGUAAGUCAAGUAUUUGAAGCCAUUAAAGAACUUGGAAAUGAAGGGGCUGAGCAAUAUGAUCCUUUGGUGGUUACAUCUGCAUCAUCACUAAGCAAACUGCCAGUAGAAUCUUCCUCUGUAGACAUUAUGGUUUUAAUCUGGCUGUCUCUUGAUUGUCCUAUGGACCAACUGGUUCAAGAAGGUCUGAGAGUGUUGAAAUCAGGUGGAACAACUCUCAUUAUCAAGUCAUCUCAGUCUGCUGCAGGUUCACCUGAUACGAUUAUAUCUGAUCUUGAGAGCAAGUUAUUGUUGGCUGGGUUUAUAGAAGCUCAAGUUGUACAAUUAAAAUCAACUGUCCUAUCAGGAGGCAGAUUCUCUGGGAUCAAAGCUAAAAAGCCUUCAUGGAAAGUUGGAUCAUCUUUUGCACUGAAGAAAGUGGUGAAGAAUUCACCUAAAGUGCAAAUUGAUGUAGACUCAGAUCUGAUUGAUGAGGAUAGUCUUUUGACUGAAGAAGAUUUAAAGAAACCCCAGCUUCCACCUAGUGAUUGUGAAAUUGGAAGUACAAGAAAAGCCUGUAAAAAUUGCACAUGUGGGAGGGCAGAAGAAGAGGAAAAAGCAGUAAAGCUAGGAUUAACUGCAGAACAGAUCAAUAAUCCUCAAUCAGCUUGUGGAAAUUGUGGACUAGGGGAUGCUUUCAGAUGCGGUACAUGUCCUUACAAGGGGCUUCCUCCCUUCAAAUUGGGCGAGAAGGUUACACUGGCCGGUAACUUCCUUGCCGCAGACAUAUAGCAAAGAAGGGUGCUGUAUUAUGCUUUAUCUUUAGGUGGUUCGUGAUUAUUUUAUUAGUAUUAGUCAUCUUUAAUGCUAUCAGAGCCAUAAUCAUCCGAGUUGUUUGAUACAAUUUUAUCUUUCGCUAUCUGAGAGACACAAGUUUUGUUGAGUACCAUGGUUCUCACAAGUUGAAAUGAAAAGUCUAAUAUAUCAUAAGCCAUAAA
This is a messenger RNA of Arachis duranensis, 1143 nucleotides long. Its product is annotated as anamorsin homolog. Gene Ontology annotation, biological process: iron-sulfur cluster assembly. Bases 110 to 937 code for a protein of 275 amino acids. Gene Ontology annotation, cellular component: cytoplasm. The record is from RefSeq and is a predicted model, not a curated record. Gene Ontology annotation, molecular function: iron-sulfur cluster binding. Lineage: Eukaryota; Viridiplantae; Streptophyta; Magnoliopsida; Fabales; Fabaceae. The transcript has 8 exons.